Messenger RNA from Iphiclides podalirius (scarce swallowtail), 297 nucleotides. The record is from the annotation of a GenBank genome assembly. NCBI's taxonomy places the organism in Eukaryota, Metazoa, Arthropoda, Insecta, Lepidoptera, Papilionidae.
AUGUCACUAGUUACCAAGCACAAAGAGCUACAUGUUCACGCCAUCGUGGUCAGGUCAGCUAGAGGACGUGGUGUGAGACCAAGGCACGGGAAGAAGGCCUUCGCGUGCAACAUUCCCCCUGGUAUGUCCUGGAUGACUAAUCACUCAGAGAGAGUCCUGAGAAGACCAUGGUCGUGCAUCUUCGAUGAAGGCUACGUCUUCGACCUAUGUCCCCGGGCGCUGCAGGACAAACAGGUGAAACGUGGGCGCAUCAUCAAGGGUUUUUCCACUUACAAAAAGAUGGAUACCGAGAAUGCA